Sclerotinia borealis F-4128 is the source of this 1605-nucleotide messenger RNA. Lineage: Eukaryota; Fungi; Ascomycota; Leotiomycetes; Helotiales; Sclerotiniaceae. The record is from the annotation of a GenBank genome assembly.
AUGGUUACACAACGCCAGGGUUGCACCGCACCACGAGGCUUUAUGCAACGAAUUCCAAUGAAGGCACAGCUCCGAAGUAAGUUGCAAGAUCAGCUCGAGUGUUAUCUCCACAUUGAGCCUCAAAACAAUAAUAUACCUUGUGGCCUGAUCGAGGCAUAUUUUGAUGUUCCCAAGUCUGGAGGUACGAACUAUGAAGUUCAAUUGCCAGCCAAAGAGGAUCCCAAGCCUGAAGAAUUGCAGAAACUGCAAAAUCUUUGCCGUCUCAAAGUCCAAGUUUUGAGCCGAGAACUCGAUCCACUACCACAUUCAGACAAAGGAAAAGGUGUAGCGCGCCCUACAGAUUCUGGUUCAGACGAAGUACCUCCAAGCCUUCUUACAAAAGACCGGCCAGAUACAAUUCGUAUCAAGAACAUACCUAUAACAUACACGAGGGAAAUUGUCGAAAUGGUCAUUAAAACAGAGUGGCGCAGCGCACCUAGAAUACAUAGUCUUGCACUUCAUACAAAAGAGUAUCUUUACGCCACGGUUACUUUUCCGGAUGAAGAGUUUGGUUUUCCGACAACACAGCUGCCAGCCGUGAUCAAAGCACGCCAAUCGCGUCCAGAUGCACCGGAGAUACAAUACGAUGCGGAUUUCCUGGGCCUUACAACAUUAUACAAUGCCAGCUCUGAAAGGUUACCAGUUGAUGUUGAUAUCGUGGCUGUGGUCGGCCUCGGGACGCACGCAUUUGGAACUUUUCGCUCCCCAAUCCAUGGCAGCCAUGAUAUGUGGCUGCGAGACUUUCUGCCAAAAGAUAUCCAGAAUACAAGGGUUUUGUUAUACGGAUAUCCUUCUACUGUUUCUGGAGGCCAAUCAAUGGAAAAAGUUGAGGAUAUCGCAACUACUUUCUUGAAUCGAUUGGCGCUACUCCGCAAAGCCACCUCGACUCCAAAACGACCCAUAAUAUUCAUCGGACAAAGUCUGGGAGGUUUGAUAGUGCAAGAAUCUCUUCUCAGAGCUGCUGAUAGUCAUGACCAAUACGAAAGGGAAAUAUUUGACUCCUGGCACGGUCUUGUCGGCUUCGGAAUUCCGAUUGCAGGUCUAAACAACCCCUCACUCAUUGAAGCUGUAAAGCAACAGCCCAACGAAGUAUUGAUCAGUCAGCUGUGUCGUGAGAAUGGGACUCCCUCCAACUAUCUCAUUGAGUUAAAAAACAGAUUUGAGGGAUGCUGCAAGCGAAAAGAAAGGUCCUCGUAUGCACCAGAAGUGUUGUACUUUUGGGAAAAGCAUUAUUCGCAGCCUAGAACUCGUAAUGGUGUUGUGGGAGAGAAAAUUCUCAUGGUUAAGGAUAGUGCUACCCCAGGAGCUAGGAAUUUGCCACUAAAUUCUGAUCAUUCCAAAAUGGUAAAAUACAGCAGCAGAUCUGACCUGAUUUUCGAAGAUGUUUCAAAUAAUAUCAAAGGUAUGGUCGAGAGUCUGAUAGAGCUGAGAGAUACCGCUUUAGCGUCCAGUCCAGUAAAUGAUACUCAACAUGGAAGGGGCAACCAAACCACCAAAGGGUCCUCAGCUCUGAGAAGAAGAGGCACAUUUCUUUCCGAAGACGAAUUGGAUGCGACAUUGGCGUAG